Molecule: messenger RNA, 1582 nt
Organism: Pygocentrus nattereri (red-bellied piranha)
Lineage: Eukaryota; Metazoa; Chordata; Actinopteri; Characiformes; Serrasalmidae
Product: mpv17-like protein
Exons: 4
Coding region: 215-808 (197 amino acids)
Cellular component (GO): cytoplasm; membrane
Source: RefSeq, a predicted model, not a curated record
GUCUUCACUACCAGGGCUUCUCCCAGCAGUGAACGAGGAAGAAGAGCUCUGUCAGGCGAAGCUGGCUCCUUUUUACCGUCUUAAAUAAAUAAAACGAUAACUUUAUGACACCGAGGACGGAAAUGUAAACCUGGGAAGGAUGUGUGCUUUUCUCUCUCCGUUCCGUCGACCGUGAGCUCUCCGCCUCCGUUCCUGCUGCUCUUUUUUCUUAGCUAUGCUGCUACAGGCGCUUUUAAAACACAUGAAGCGGUUUCCUUGGGUGACUAAUGUGACGGUGUACGGCUGUCUGUUCGCCGGCGGAGACCUCGCUCAGCAGCGCCUGUCCGGCUCGGAGACGCUGGACUGGAGCCGCACCAGAAAUGUGGCCGUCGUGGCUUUCAGUUUCCAUGGCAACUUCAGCUUCCUCUGGCUGCGCUUUCUGGAGCGGAGAUUUCCCGGAAACUCCGUCAGCGCGGUGCUGAGGAAGCUUCUGGUGGACCAAACUGUGGGGGCACCUUUAGCCACCAGUGUGUUUUACACAGGGGUGAGCUUUUUAGAAGGGAAAGAUGACAUAUUGGAUGACUGGAGAAAGAAGUUUGUCAACACAUACAAGACAGGACUCAUGUAUUGGCCAUUCAUGCAGUUGCUGAACUUUUCCCUGGUGCCCCUGUACCUGCGUACUAUCUUCACGGGCUUCUGCGCUUUCAUCUGGGCCACGUUCCUCUGCUUCUCCCUGCAGAAUGGAGACGGCACCAUGACUGCAGCUCUGGACUGGAUUCACCAGCUGAAAGGAGAGGUGAAGGUGCAGGGGACCAACAAGAGCAAGUGAUUUGCAAAUCAUUGCAGAUAAAGUUCCUCAUCUGAAACAAACAUGCACAGACGUAUGCACAAGUCUGAACGUCAAGUUACAUGUUGUUUUUCUAAGUCAAAAUAAGUGAACACCUUCUACAGAGAACAUAUUUAAAUGUGACAUUUUUCUGCCAAUUGUAGUGCACAUACUGGGGGGAAAAAUAAAACCUAAAGUAUAAAAUGUGCCAUACCUUUUUUGCAGGCUUCAAUUUAUGUUUUAUUUUUUCCCCAACAUGUUAAAUUCAUGCUAUAAUAAGACUACCCAUGUGAGCUUCAUGUUGCUAUAAUUGGAUGUAGUUGCUCACAUGGUACUUAACAACCAACUAAAAUUUCUGAUCAUGGAGCACAUGACCCCAUCCGUCCACCCCUUCAGUUUACACCAGUAAGUUACUGAUUUUCUCUGAAGAAACGGCUGUAGAAUAUUGUCCAUUAGAGGGCACUUUUCCUCAUCUGAAUGAGCUGUAGACUAGACUUGGGGUAUGUUCAACACAUCACAUGUUUUAUUUCAUACACAUACUUUAAAAGCAGUGUAGUCUUUUGGUACAGUGUUCUGGCCCAUAGCCACAUGUUUUUAGUGAGACCAGGGGCCGGAUUUACAAAAGUGUCUUAAAAAUGAAAAAAAUCUCUGGUAAUUUAACUGCAUUCUUAAGGAAAAAAUUCUUAAAGAAAAAAAAAAUCACAAAAGCAUUAUUCUUCAAAUAACUUCAUGAAAAAUGCACUAUAUUUCCAAAAGUAUUCAGUCACCCAUCCAAAU